Messenger RNA from Caretta caretta (loggerhead turtle), 15573 nucleotides. RefSeq names its product NADPH oxidase 4 (gene NOX4). Gene Ontology annotation, molecular function: superoxide-generating NAD(P)H oxidase activity. Gene Ontology annotation, cellular component: plasma membrane; NADPH oxidase complex. The record is from RefSeq and is a predicted model, not a curated record. Lineage: Eukaryota; Metazoa; Chordata; Testudines; Cheloniidae. Gene Ontology annotation, biological process: superoxide anion generation; defense response.
CUAGGAUUGUGUAUUAGCAGAGCUUCAGCAUCUGUCCUCAACCUGAACUGCAGCCUGGUCCUUUUACCGAUGUGCCGUAUUCUCCUGGCCUUCCUCCGAGGAUCUCAGAAGGUUGCCAGCAGGAAAACAAGAAGGCUGUUGGAUAAAAGUAAAACUUUCCAUGUAACAUGUGGUGUUACUAUAUGUGUCUUUUCAGUCUUACAUGUUGCCGCACACCUGGUGAAUGUCCUUAACUUCUCUGUGAACUAUACUGAAGAAUUUUUGGCGCUAAAUGCAGCAAACUACCGCGGUGAGGACCCCAGGAAACUCCUUUUCACUACUGUUCCAGGACUGACUGGGGUCCUGAUGGUGUUAGUUUUAUUCCUAAUGUGCACAGCUUCUACAUAUGCUAUCAGGCUUUUGAACUACGAUAUCUUCUGGUACACACACAACCUCUUCUUUGUCUUCUACGUGCUGCUGCUGGUGCAUGUUUCUGGAGGAGUGCUUAAAUACCAGACUAACCUAGAGGAACACCCUCCUGGCUGCUUUCAUCCUAACACAACUCUCCGAGAGGAUAUUCCAGUGCCAGGCACUUUUGAAGAACCUUUUCCUGAAUACGCUCCUGAGCCUUUCCCAGCAGAACUGGAACCAUUUGUACAAAAUAAUUUUGUGAGAAUUUGCGCUGAGGAACCCAAGUUCCAGUCGCACUUCCCAGAGACUUGGCUUUGGAUUUCUGGACCUUUGUGCUUAUAUUGUGCAGAAAGGCUCUAUCGCUAUAUCCGCAGUUACAAACCAGCCACGAUAACUUCAGUGAUAAGCCAUCCCUCUAAUGUCCUUGAACUACGAAUGAGGAAAGAAAACUUUAAAGCAAGGCCUGGUCAGUAUAUUAUUCUGCACUGUCCAAGAGUGUCAGCAUUAGAAAGCCAUCCAUUUACGCUCACAAUGUGUCCUACAGAUACCAAAGCAACAUUUGGGGUCCAUCUUAAAAUAGUGGGAGACUGGACAGAAAGAUUUCGAGAUUUACUGCUUCACCAUUCAAGUCAGGACACAGAGAUUCUACCCAACUUUCAACAAAGGAAUUACCCCACGCUAUACAUAGACGGUCCUUUCGGGAGCCCCUCUGAAGAAUCCUUGAAUUAUGAAGUUAGCCUCUGUGUGGCUGGAGGCAUUGGAGUAACUCCAUUCGCAUCAAUACUCAACACGCUGCUUGAUAACUGGCAAUGCUACAAGCUCAGAAGACUUUACUUUAUUUGGGUGUGCAGGGAAAUCCAGUCUUUUCGCUGGUUUGCAGAUUUGCUGUGUAUGCUGCAUAACAAGCUUUGGCAGGAAAACCGCCCAGACUACAUAAACAUCCAGCUGUACCUUAGUCAAACAGAUGGGAUACAGAAGAUAAUUGGUGAAAAAUACCAGGUCCUGAACUCGAGGCUUUUGAUUGGACGACCUCGUUGGAAACUCCUUUUUGAUGAAAUAGCCAAGUGUAACAGACAGAAAACUGUUGGCGUUUUCUGUUGUGGACCAAAUGAAAUCUCCAAGGUACUCCACAAAUUGAGCAACAGCAGCAACUCCUAUGGGACAAGGUUCGAAUACAAUAAAGAAUCCUUCAGCUGAAAGUCUUGGGACUAACAGGACUCUAUGGAAGAAAGAAGUGCAAUUAUUUUUUGUAAGACUUAAGAGUCAGAGCUUUGUGCUAAGCAGAUACAGUAUACCAAAGAGUAGCAGGUUUUCUUAUUUAUGAUUAUUUAAAAUUCUGAAAUAAGGACACAGCAGAGUACCAAGUCACAUCAAGUGUUUAUGCUCAAAGCCAAAAGCUCUCAGAAAAUAUUUAUGAUGGUUGGGAUGAUUCAUUUAUCAGUAUGUAAAUUAAUUUAAAAAACGGAAACACACGGUUGCUUUUAUGGCUGAUUCAAGAACAGUCCAUGGAACAUCUGAAAUUUCUCCACUUCAUCUUGCUAACCUCAGUCCUCUGAAAUUGGGAUUGGUUAAACGAACACCAGAUUGAUCAGAAUUAAAAGUGCUCUGCAAGACAGAUGGUGCUCUUUACUGGCACACAAAUGAAAUGGCUUUGAAAUGGAGAAACUCCAGGCCAAAAAUAUUAGAUGAUUUAAAUAUUGCAGAUUAGGAUUCUGUAUGUAAAAUAUAAAAGUUUAUUCUCCCUAGCCUUCCUCCCUACUGGAUAGCUGUCUGGUAGGGAUAUAUAUUGAGGGCUUACCCCAGACUAUGCGAAAGUGGGUGCAACCCUAUGAAAUCUCUGGGCCAAAUCCUAUGGUGAUGUAAAUGACAGGUGGGGUGUAAAUUGGCCCAUAGAGGUACUAGUGUAACUUCUAUCAGUUUGAUACUGAAUGAGUUCACAAAAAGCGUAUGACUUAUGUACCUAGAGGGAAUUGGAUCAGGAAAAACAACUAGCAGGAGAAGGCAAGAUAGGAUAUUUCUGCUAUACCCCCAAGUCACCAUGGAAGACACACACACACACACACACGCAGAUGAAUGAGUUCAAGCUGCCCUUUUUAGGUGCCUCUGCUGAUGAGUUUACAGCUCACGUACUCCAUAGUGACUCAAGUUGACUUCAGCCUCUCAACUGACUUGAGUGCAUUGAUGCUGAAUUUCACCGAUAUAACUGAGAGGAGAAUUGGGGCAGAUAUGUCAUUUGCAUCACCAUUUGUAAUAUGGUAGGAAUUAGCCUUAAUUGCUGUGACCCUUUACUUGGGGUGUGCUGAUGGAAGCCUUGGCCAGUCUACAGGAUUGUUGUUGUUUUUCUGUUCCAAGAGCUUCAGAACAUGAGCUUUCUCCCCUACCAUCCAUUUCCCAAUCUGUACAUAAUAAGUGGCAGGAAAUCAGAACCCACUGGCCCUGAGGAGCAACAUUUCCUCUAUCCCAUUGCCUUGGUCUCUUUUAUUUCUUCUUUAGUGCCCCAGUUCUGUUUCCUCAUAGUCAAGUUCUGCUCUGAGGAUAAAUAGGGCACUAAAGACGUACACAAUCGGGGAUCAGUAUAGUUCCAUUGAUUUUAAUAGAAUGUCACUGAUUUUGAGUGGAUCUGCCCCUUAAUCUUCACCCAAACCUCAAGAGCAUCACCUCUAGAAUACUUGUGGCAUCCACUGAAGCAGGAGGGUCUCAGCACCACUCAUAACUGUGACUCUCCCAUAUGUUAGCACUUUGCACUUUGGUUUAGUUUAUGGCUUUCAACUCACCCUUUUUUUAUCACCUGAACUUCUUAAUUUUCAGCAUGCAGAAGCAGCCCUGCACCGGUGCCUGGUGAUAUCAAUGUCUGUAUUAAGAGGGGUGCAUUCUUUCGGUAGCUCAUACACUGGCUUGCUGCAUGUGUGACAAGUGAAAAUGAGGUUGGUCUCGGCUUUUGCAGCUGCUGCUCAGGAGACGCCACGACUGGAAUAGUAGGUCUGAAGGGCCUUGGCAGAGAGGUGUGGAGAAAAUUUCCUGGCACUUGUCUAUGCCGGAGAUAGACAAAUGCCACCAGCCCCUCAUUUUACUCAGUUUGAAGUAAAUGGAAGGGGGAAAGUGGUUGUUUUCGGGUUGGCUGGGAUUUGCCAAGGAGCCUAAAGGAGUUAGGUCCCCAAAUCCCUUGGAAGUUCAGUGGCUGCCUAAAUCCCACCCACUGAUUUUUGGGGCCUAAUUCACUAAAUGAUUUGUAGAUUAAUAGCGUUUUAAGGCCAGAAGGGACCAUUAUGGUCAGCUAGUCAGGCCUUCUGUAGAUAGUUACUGCAAUGUAAAACUGGAGAAUCAGACCCUUUAUAUUAAUAAUUAAUAUUUCUGUUGCCAUCUGUAUUAGCUUAAAAUUAAAUGUAAUAUAAUGCUGCCAGCAAUCUGUACAGUGAUGAGAUAUUGCCAUGCACAGGGGGUUUUUUGUGGUUCGUUUAUGACAAGUGAUAUCAUAACUGCAUCACCCCAUCUCAAAAAAGAUAUAUUGGAAUUGGAAAAGGUUCAGAAAAGGGCACCUAAAAUUAUUAGAGCUAUGAAACAGCUUCUAUAUGAGGAAAGAUUAAUAAGUUUGGGACUUUUCAGCUUAAAAAAGAGACGACAAAGGGGGGAUAUGAUAGAGGUCUAUACAAUCAUGACUGGUGUAGAGAAAGUAAAUAAUAAAGUGUUAUUUACUCCUUCUCAUAACACAAAACUAGGGGUCACCAAAUGAAAUCAAUAGGCAGCAGGUUUGAAACAAACAAAAGGAAGUAUUUCGUCACACAAUGCACAGUCAGCUUGUGGAACUCUUUACCAGAGGACGUUGUGAAGGCCAAGACUAUAACAACAGGGUUCCAAAAAAAGAACUAGAUAAGUUCCUGGAGGACAGAUCCAUCAGUGGCUGUUAGCCAGGAUGGGCAGGGAUGGUGUCCCUAGCCUCUGUUUGCCAGAAGUUGGGAAUGAGUAACAGAGGAUGGAUUAUUAGAUGAUUACCUGUUCUGUUCAUUCCCUCUGGAGCACCUGGCAUUGGUCACUGUCGGAAAACAGGAUACUGGGCUAGAUGGAACUUUGGUCUGACUCAGUAUGGCCGUUCUUAUGUUCUUAUUUGUUAACCCAGUGGGUCUCAAACUUUUUUUACUGGUGACCCCUUUCACAUUGCAAGCCUCUGAGUGCAAUCCCCCUAAUAAAUUAAACACCCUUUCAAAUAUAUUUAACACCAUUAUAAAUGCUGGAAGCGUUUGGGAUGGAGGUUGACAGCUCAUGACCCCCCGCCAUGUAAUGACCUCACGACCCCCUGAGGGGUCCCGACCCCCAGUUUGAGAAUCCCUGUGUUAAUCACAAGUGCAGAUAUAAUGAUCUUUAUUCUGUUGCUUUAGCUUCUCUAGCAACUACCUAUAAAAAUGUUUAUGGUUGCUUGCUUUCUCUCUGGUAUAUAGCUGUUCCGUUAACAUACAAAGAGCAAACACUUUUCUAGGUUGUAUAGCUUGACACAACUCAAAUAUAAGUGAUGCCUUAUAAUUAAAAGAAUAAUGAGCUAUCCUCUUAAUCCAAAUGAUAGGAGGAGCUGGUGCUGUCCUUAUGAAUUUUAGAAGACUAGUAUAUAGGUAGGGAGGGUUGUCAGAACAGGGGAUAAAUAGUUAGAACCCUUGGCUUCAACUUCUAUUUAAGGCAUUGCCUUUUCUGAUCUUGGGGGGCAUCACUUUGCCUUCCUGUAUCUUAGUUUCCCCAUCUAUAAAAUGGGAUUAAUACCAUCUACCUCAGAGGGGUUUUGUUAGGCUUACUUGAUGUUUUUGAAGCACUUUGGCAGUGCUACAACAAAAGUUGCCUUUGUCUUUAUUUGCAUUAUUAUUUUUUGUGGUGCUCUGAAUCCUGGAUCUUUCAGCAUUGCUCAGGUCUGAGUACUCUCUCCACAUUGUGGAGUGAAUUGAAGAAGAGGCUCAAAGCCUGAAUUACUUUGCUUUCCUUGAGGCAUGCUUUUUACAGCAGCAAAAAGAUUAAGGGCUGGGGAUUGUGACACUGAAAUCUUGCCUUGUUGACUUCAGUAGCAGCAAAUGUUAUUGACAAAUAGACCCUUCUGGAGGCUGCCCUACACACAGUGCUUUUGAGUGUACAGACUGGCAAAAAACAGUGCAGUGCCCUUCUACUACACAGCGUUUUCACCCCAGGCCAAGAAGAUAUAAAAAUAAAUGCCAGGAAAGUGAGUGCUUAAUUCCACAUUUACAGAUCAACCGGAUUUGCAUGACUGAACGUCUCUUUGUGCUUUGAAACAUGCCAUAUAAGCCAGGCCAUCAGGAGCUCCCUACUGUUUGGGAGAAUCCCUCUGGGUAUUGUACCAUUUCUUGCUUGAUACAUCACAAAGAUUUUUACAGCAGGUGCCUUUCUCUGUCUGCCUUAUGUGUCACUAACCUUUCAGUGCUUUUAUUUUUGUGCAUUGAAAAUGGCACGAACUCCUCUCAUCCCAUGAUUGAAGCCACCCCCACUGUCUUGUGUGACAUUCUGCCCUCUCUAACAACCCCUGAGGAGCUGGGCUUGGUGCAGGAGACUAGUGCAGCGUUUACGUUGGCGGGUGCUGACUCUGACAAGCAGUCACAGUAAAGUCACUGGGGCUACUCAUGUGAGUAAGUGCUUGCCAUUUGGCACUAAGGAUUGCAUAACUGAGCCUGAAUGGGGACAACUGGGGACUGGGUAGGGUUGGCAAAGGUUGAUAUCCAUUCCCACCAUUCGCAGACACAUUCCUGAGUUGCACUGCCGUACCUCCGGGGCCAUUAUUUCAGUCAUGUGCUGGUAGUAAGUGCUGCUUCUCCUACAGGGGAAUUAGGGUUGUGGGAUCUGGAUAGUCAAUGUCCUAUGGCCCCUUUCUUGGCCUGCCCAUAAAUCUCCCUUUGCAGCAGCCUAUUUGGGGCCAGCAUGGAGACCCCUUCCAUUGCACACAGGGUAUGCAGCCGCACAUGCAGUUUCCACCACAAUCCCACUAUGUAAGUUUUGUAGUGAUCCUUGCGUGUGGGCUGUUUGCAGUGUGGCUGAGUUUCAGCCCUCAUGCUCAGUGGGGUAAACCUCAGGGAGGGAGAAGCACCUAAAAUCAACAUUGGCAUAAGAACAAAGGGCUGUCAACCAGCCAUGAGUACAUUCAGGCUGGAAAUUAGAAGAAGGUUUCUCACCAUCAGAGGAGUGAGGUUCUGGAAUGGCCUCCCAAUAAGAGAAGUUGGGGCAAGAAACCUAACUGGCUUUAAGAUGGAAGUUGCUAAAUUUAUGAACGAGAUAAUAUGAUGGGGUUUCCUGCAGUAGCAGGGGACUGGACUGGAUCGCCUGGGAAGUCCCUUCCAGUCCUGUGUUAUGUUGAUGAUUUUCACGUCUCAUGUUAGUAGACAUGCCGUACCAGGGGCCAGUUCUGAUCUCAUGCUGACGUAACCCAUGGGCUUCACUGCAAUACCUCUAGAUUCAUAUCCAGCACAAACAAGAACAGAAUUCAUUCCAGGGCUUUAAAUCCUACUAGCAUGUGAAUGGGAGGAGAAUGGCCGACUAGGAGUUGGCUGGGAAGGUGUAAAUAGUGAGCAUGAUGGGCUGACUGCUUGGGAAGCUGUAAUUCUAGUCCCAUAUAAAAAAAAAAUCACAGGAGUAAUGGUUUAGCAAGAGGUUUGUUCUCCAAGCUAAAAACCCUGCAUUCAGAGAGAGCCAGCCCACCGGGCUAUGGUUUUAAACAGUAAGACAUUGUUUGAAGAAGCCUGCAGGAGGCUAAUAAGUUGUUGCCAGUAGCAGGCAAGGAGUAAGAAGACAGUUAUUAAAAAGCAAGGUUUACUUGUAACGAAAUAACUGGUAUGAGGAUUAAUUUCUACCUCAGCUGAGCAGUUAUUUCAUAUGCGUAUCAGCAUGAUUUAAGAAAAAGCUGGAUCUGCUCCUCUGUAGAUUAUACAUCCCAUUUUACUACCGUUUUUUUCACAGAGGCAAUAUUUUUAAAAGAGUUCAACACUAAAGAUUGGAAGCUCAUAAAAAUAUCUCAGGCGUGCGAGCUGAACUGACCUUUACUGUAAUGGAGGUGCAUCUUGCAUGGGUACGUAUAUUCCAACUGGAGAGUUUCCACCAUGUUCUGAAUUCUAAUAUCAAGUCUGAAUUUCUUCUUCUGCUGGUGGAAAUCAAGAGUAAUAACGUGCAUUGAGGCUACUGUGAAGUUGCACUGGUGUAAGAGCAUGUCACUAAGAUGAGACUCUUUGGUCCCCAAUAUGAGCCUGAUUUGUCAAGGAGCUGAGCAAAUCCUGGAGGUUUUAAGGAUUCUCCAACAAAGCUGAGGGUGCUCAGUGCCAUGAGUCGGUCAGAAUCGGGCCCUAUGACACCUUUCAGUGGCUCAGCAUGUGCAAUGCAUUGUCAUACCCAAAGGUUUCAAGCAACAAAGGCCAUUUCUUCAAGUGCUUAUAUUAAUGUAUGUUGAUUAAUAAUUAAUCACUAUUGUAUUAAUCACAUUACCUACCUUGUAGCACUGAGGGGAGCAGUUACAGUAUCACAGAAAUCCAUCACGUAAUGUGCCAAGUACAUUAUGGGCCGACUUCUGAACAUCUGGGCUGACUUAGACUUGCUGGGGCCUGGGGCCAAAGCCCAAGGUUUAGGUUACAGGCCCCCUGCCUGGGCGGAAGCCCUUGAGCUUUUGUCCCUCUGCCCAGGGUGGUGGGGUUCAGGCUUUGGACCCCCCACCUGGGGCAGCGGGGCUCGGGUGGGCUCAGGCUUCCGUCCCCCUUCCUGGGGUCUUGUAGUAAUUUUUGUUGUCAGAAGGGGGUCUCAGUACAAUGAAGUAUGAAAACCCCUGCUCUAGAUACAUACCAUUAUAAUGGGGGAGGUGCAGAAAGCAACAAAUCAAAUGACAGCCUGGCUUUUAGCGGAGACCUUGAAAGUCUGAGCACAGGACCAUGUCAAAUUUCAAUAAAAUCACCCACCCACAACAUAAGUGCCUUCCUCUAUGCCUCCUGUCAAAAUCUUCCUAUCCCCCAACCCGAGAUGUACGCCUUUUGGCUGGUGAUUUGUAAUAUUCUGACCUGGGGCCGGGGGAGAAGCCAUGAGAAGAUCCUGAAGCUGCGGGUAAGUGUUGUCAUAAUAUAUUAAUCCAAAGAUGCUUCAAGAAAAAGCUCUGUAACUAGAGGGGAGGGAGGAAGGAUAUUUUCCUCAAAUGGAGGAGAUAGGAAAUAUAUAGAGCCAGGGAGCAGCCACGAUGCAGAAGGGAAAUUUUCCCUGGUUUACCAGACUCCACAGGAAUCAUUCCCAUUGUCAAAUAAGGUGCAGAUAUAUUAUUGCAAUAAUUCUGAACUAAUGCUUGCAAACAAAAACCCUUCCUAUGCAAAACUCAGAGUUAAAAUACCGGCACUCAGAGGAAAUCUGGAAUAAUUUGGUAAAUGCCUUAGAAGUAUGUAGUGCAUUUGAAAUACAAAUACCACUGGCUAUUUCUAAGUUACCAUUUUUAAAAGGCCGUAUCAGCUUCUGUCAUUACUGCGUUUUAUUUUUCGGAGUGCAGUGCCUUUUUAACUCCUUCACUGCCACUCUCUGUUUGCAAGCACGGUCCUUCACUCCAAGUGGCACUGACGGUUUGAUAAAUAAAUCGUGGGUUAGUUGCUGUUGACCCUAGGUAAGGACAAACUUGACAAUGAGAAGCAGAGUUCCAUAAAUGUCUACGGUACCUAGCAACACGGGGAGGAGAGAAGCUGCUGCAUUACUUCUGGUGCACCACUAGCACAUUAAAAUUCUGUCAUUGCAAGGUCACAGUGUGAGUCUGAUAUUCCUCUACCCCUGGGGAAGAAUUUUAGAAGGGAAAGAGAGUGAGAACCUUCGUUUCACACUGUAGUAAUGUAGCCAAGAGUAUAUUCAUCUCUAUCAGAGCAUUUAUUUCAGUUUUGAAAUACUGCAUCAUUUCUUUCAGCGAUGAAGAAUCCUCCCCUGGUUCAGAGUAGAGUUGUUUGCGUGUUCGAAAUGUAACACUUGCUUUGAACAGAAUAAAUAAAGCAUCCCAGCAUUGCCGUCUCCCCGUAAUAAUCCCAGAGAAAGGCAAAAGACCAGAGAGCACAUGUAAUGAGUGGAAUGUGUCCUGAGUUGCACUCAGUGCAGAGUGAUUAGGAAUGCUGCACAGCAUUCUCUGUGAACUCCCAGGCAGAGGCAAGCUAUAGACAGAGGGAAACAGCAGUUGGGAAGAGGAAUACAGCAGCUGUGUGAGUAAAGCUGGUCCGGAAUUUUUCAAAAAAAUGUUUUUCUUCGGAAAAUGUUGAAUUAUCAAAACUAAAACUGUGAGCGGAAGUGCUUGGGUUUUGACAACAAUUUCCUCGGGACCAGGCUGGAAAUUCACAUAAGGUGGAGAGAGAGGCCACCCCAGAAUAGUUAAGAGCCCAUUGGUUAGGCACUACCUCUGCCCCAUCACAACACAAGGUUCCAUUAUUUCUCCCCCCCUCCAAUAAAAGUGCAUUUUAUUCAAACUGACCUGUGGAAACACCAUCUCAGCUCCAAGUUUACAUACGUUCCCGGCUGAAACACUGGGUUAAAAAAGUAGGCAUUUCCAAAGGGGUGUAAGGAACCUAUAAUGGGAUUAUCAAAAGCACCUAGGCACCUGUCUUUCCUGUAUAUUUUGAUCUUGAUUGUUACUCUAAGGGCUGAAUUCUCUUGUUGUUGUUUGGGGAGGGGAGGGUUGUUUUGUUUUGUUUUUUACUACUCUCUUAUUCCUAGGUCAGAUGUAGGAUUCGCUUUCCAUGUCAGCUCUUUUUCUAAAUUGUUUGGUGCUCAUGGGAGGCAAUGUAGAUUAUUGGUUUGGUUAGAGAUGGAAACAGUAGAUCAGGAAUCUGGGGGUCCAUUGCCUGGUCUGCCAUAGAUUCACUAUGUGACAUUGGUCAAAUGACAUAACCUAAGAUUUUGAGCAGGAGUUUAAGGGAUUCAGGAAUUUGAAUGAGAAUUUGACUCAUAACUGCAUUAGGUUCCACUUUUAAAAUCCCAAGCUAAAUAUCUCGGUCCCUGAGUCUGCGCAUCUGUAAAAUGGGGAUAGUAAUAUAUACUUCACAGGGAUGUUGUGACAAUCAAUUAUUGUAAAGCACUUGACGUUCCUCAAAUGAAAAGUGCUAUGGAUUUGCCAAGUAUUAUUAUGUCUAUUGUUAUAUCAUAGUGCUAUGAGUCACUGAAUCUUCCCACAUUACUAAUUUAUAUAGAUAAAUUGCAAGAUUCUUUUGCACUAGAGCAAGAAUGCCCCUUUUCCAAAAUUACUGAAUUACCAUUUUAUCUCGAUGGCCAUCCUGACAAGCAAACCAUUCUUCUGGGUUCUUUUGCUGUUCAUGUGUCGUUGAGCAACAUUGUGUUCCAUUAUAUUACCAGGAGGUACUAACUUGGGUUCAUGCCUUGUACUGUAUUUGACAAAGCACUGUACAUUACUCAUGUAAUUACUGCACUGUAUUCUCAAGGUAUUCACUUCACAGAAAACAUCAUGACUUCGGAAUAAAUAAAAUAUUCCACCACUAUCAAAACAUGGUAGAGCAGCUGAGUUGGGAACUGGUUUUAGUUCAUGACGUACUGCUUUAAUUAACAUAGAAGCACUGUGUGUAUAUAUAUUUGUUAGUACUGUAAGUAAACUUGAAGCAUUUUGCAUGGCAUAUUUUGGAAACACUCAUUUCAUUUGCCACCUAUUGGGAUCUCAAACAAAUACACAAACAAUGGAAACAGGAAACUGGGCCAAAAAUGUUCCUGUUGUAACUCCAGUAAUGAGAUCAAAUCAAACACAGGGAUGGAUUUGUCCCAUUUGAACAUACGAACCGCAUUUCACGAACACUAGCUUCAGAAACAAUGCCGGUCAUCUAAGCUCUGAACAUCUCUUCUAGAAUGCAAGGAUAGAAGAAAACUAUAGGCAGCGUUGAGAUAGACUGAUUCUACACCCACUGAAAUCAAUGGCAAAUCUUCUGCUGAUUCCAGUUGUGACCUUAAAAAGCUUCUUCUGAUAUUAGCAGUAGUAAGGAUUUCAGAAAGAUCCCAUAUACAAUGGGGAAUACCAUUAGUGGUCCCUGUUGAGCAAAGCACCUAAGUUCAUACUUAACUCCUGGCAUGUGCCUAAAAUUCAUCCUUGUUGGGUAAAGUAUUUCACGUAAGGGACUUACUUAAGCACGUACUUAAGUCCCACUGAAGUCAUUGGGGUUUAAUGAUGUAUUUAAGGUUAUGUAUGACUUUGCUGAGUCAGAACCAGAACCAGGAAUCUCUGUCUCAAAAAAAAAAAAAUGUAAGUGCUUGAUCCAACCUCCAUUGAUGUUGGUGAGGCUUUCCAUUGACAUUAGUGGGAGCUGGAUCAUGGCUCCAGUGCACCCACUGUCUUGGAAAGUCUCAAUCCUGCAAAGAGCCCAGAGCUACCGAGAGGUGCCUAGUGCCCCUAAUUCUGACCGGCCUCAGCCCUACAACACUUUGUAAUAUAAGGGCCUGACAUGAAAAUGAUAUGAGGAAAAUUCUACUUGCUGUGGAGAAAAACUGAAAGCAAUUUGUGUGCAGACUACUUCAACGAUUUCAGAAUAAUUAUCAAAAUCAAUACUUUUUUUGUGAGAAACCAAAAAGAAAUAAUUAAUAUAUAUAAGUAUUCAUAUAGAAAUUGUGCCUUGUUACUUCUUCACACGAGUGUGGUGGGGGCUAGGUUGGUUAGUUUAACAAUAAGAAGAUGAAACAAAAGACAUGUUAAAUUGUAAAUCAUGUGCGAAGGUCCAGUUAGGCAGGACAAGAAAAAGUUUAAAGAGCAACUAGCAAAAGACUCAAAAACUAUCAGCAAUAAAAUUUUCAAGUACAUCAGAAGCAGGAAGCCUGCUGAACAAUCAGUGGGGCCCCUGGACAAUUGAGGUGCUAAAGGAGCACUCAAGGAAGAUAAGGUCAUUGCAGAGAAGCUAAAUGAAAUCUGUGCAUUGGUCUUCACUGCAGAGAAUGUGAGGGAGAUUCCCACACCUGAGCCAUUUUUUUCAGAUGACGAAUCUGAGGAACAAUCCCAGAUUGAGGUGUCAAUGGAGGAGGUUUUGGAAAAAAAUGAUAAAUUAAGCAUUAAUAAGUCACCAGGACCAGAUGGUAUUUGCCCAAAAGUUCUGAAGGAACUCAAAUGUGAAAUUGCAGAACUACUAAUGUAACCUAUCACUUAAAUCAGCUUCUGUACCAGAUGGCUGGAGGAUAGCUAAGGUGACACUCAUUUUUUAAAAAGGCUCCAGAAGCAAUCCUGACAAUUAUAGCCCAGUAAACCUGACUUCAGUACCAGGUAUAUUGGUUCAAACUAUAGUAAAGAACAGAAUUAUCACAUACAUAUGUAACACUGACAGACCCCAGUCGUCGACAAGCGGGAUCGAAGCAGGGACCUCUGGAACUUAGUACAUGAGCCUCUAUCGCAUGAGCUAAAAGCCAACUGUCUGUUAGCUAAGGCUGUAGAGCAAACUCAUUAAUCUCUCUGGUCUCGGUGCCACUAGAUGGGACAGAACACCAUAGCCAGGAGGCGUGUGGAUUAAACAUAGAUUAACACAAUUUGUUAGAAAAGAGUCAACCCGAUUUUUGUAAAGGGAAAUCAUGCCUUGCCAAUCUACUAGAAUUCUUUGAGGGGGUCAAUAAACAUGUGGACAAGAGGGAUAUUGUGUACUUGAACUUUCAGAAAACCUUUGACACAGUCCCUCACCAAAGGCUCUUAAACAAAGUAAGCACUCAUGGGAUAAGAGGGAAGGUCCUCUCAUGGAUCCGUAACUGACUAAAAGAUAGGAAACAAAAGGUAGGAAUAAAUGGUUUUCAUAAUGGAGAGAGGUAAAGAAUGGUGUCCCCCAGGGGUCUGUACUGGAACCAGUGCUGUUCAACAUAUUCAUAAAUGAUCUGGAAAGGGGGGUAAACAGAGAGGUGGCAAAAUUUGCUGAUGAUACAAAACUACUCAAUAUAGUUGAGUCCAAAGCAGAUUGCAAAGAGUUACGAAGGAAUCUCACAAAACUGGGUGACUGGGAAACAAAAUGGCAGAUGAAAUUCAAUGUUGAUAAAUGCAAAGUAAUGCGAGUUGGAAAACAUAAUCCCAACUAUGCAUACAAAAUGAUGGAGUCUAAAUUAGUUGUUACUGAACAAAAAAGAGAUCUUGGAGUCGUUGUGGAUAGUUCUCUGAAAGCAUCUGCAAUCAAAAAAGCUAGCAGAAUGUUAGGCACCGUUAGGAAAGGGAUUGAUAAUAAGACAAAGUAUCAUAAUGCCACUAUAUAAAUCCAUAGUACGCCCACACCUUUAAUACUGCAUGGAGUUCUAGUUGCCCCAUCUCACAAAAGACAUAUUAGAAUUAGAAAAGGUACCGAGAAGGGCAACAAAAACGAUUAGAGGCAUGGUAUAGCUUCCAUAUUAGGAGAGAUUAAAAAGAUUGGGAUUUUUCAGUUUAAAAAAGAGACGACUAAGGAGGGAUAUGAUGGGGUCUAUAAAAUCAAGACUGGUAUGGAGAAAGGGAAUAAAAAAGUGUUAUUUACUCCUUCUCAUAACACAAGAACCAAGUGUCACCCAAUGAAAUUAAUAGCUGAUAUAAAACAAACAACAGGAAGUACUUCACACAAUGCACAAUCAACCUGUGGAAUUCGUGGUCAGGGAAUGUUGUGAAGGCCAAAGCUAUAACUGGGUUCAAACAAGAUUUAGAAAUGUUCAUGGACAAUAGGUCCAUCAAUAGCUAUUAGCCAAGAUGGUCAGGGAUGCCACUUCAUGCUCUUAGUGUUCUGAACCUCUGACUUCCAGAAGCUGGGAGAGGACGACAGGGGAUGGAUAGCUCGAUAUUGCCCUGUUCUAUCCAUUCCCUCUUGGGCAUCUGGCAUUGGCUACUGUCGGAAGAUAGGAUACUGGGCUAGAUUGACCUUUGGUGUGACCUAGUAUGACUGUUCUUAUGUUCUAAAUUCCUUUUCAGGGAUUUUUUUUUAUUGUUGGAAAAGAAACACAUGGAAAAAGCAAAUACCCCAUCUUCUACAGCAUGCAUGCUUUAGAAAUAAAGGAAAGUUGAUCUGUCAAGAUUUGUUCUUGUCCAACACUGGUGGAAUGAUUAAAACUAGAAUGGGUCAGAAAAUGCGGGGGGGAGUGUCCCCCAUGGAAAAUGUAGAUUUUUGUCAAAAUAUUAUUUUAUUUUAUGUUUGGCAACUGAAAAAUUUGGCCACAAAAAAGGCAUUGGUUUGCCAAAAAAAGUUUGGUAUGGGGAGGGGUUCAGUUUUCUGCCCCAAAAAAGCAAAUAUGUUUAAGGAACACUGCCCCUUUUUGCAAAAAUGUUUGUUUUAACUGAAAACUCCAAUUUUUGCUUGCUGGAUUUUAGAUGGAAAUUUUUUGACCAGCCCUAGUUAAAACAAACUGAAACAGCAGGGGGAGCUCCCACUGCAACAGCCAAUGAAUCGGGGGGAGCUUGGUCUCUUUGUUUUUAGCAGAGGGGUCAGAGCAGUGUUCUUCCAUUGGCUUCUUAAUUUAAUCUCUGCAUAGGGACACAGUGUGGCGUAUAAAUACUAGGUAAAAUGUGAUAAGCAGGUGUGAUGCUCUGUACGUUGGGGGAACACCCUGCACCCCCCUGUGCAUCCUCAUAAUAUGAUUGUGUGGUAUCCAAUUCAAAGUUUGUCAUAUUGGGUGUCUUUGGAAGGCUCAUGAUGCACUGAGCAUUGUUGUUAUAGUAAUGUUAUAGGUUGUAAUUUCAUGUAUGUAGUUAUGAGGCUGAAAAUGUGUCCUUACUGCUUAAAACAAGCCCAGGCAAAACUCUCCAGGAGCAGAGGGGCAGUUCACACCUCAUCAGGACAUGUAUGGGACAAACUCAGCCCAGCCUCACAGGAACAAAGGACACUGGCCUAGGCAGCAACAAAGGAUCUGUUGGACUCUCGAGUGAGUCACUCCCCUUCGCUUGAUCAGUUUGGGACUACAAUGAGGUAAUGCUCACCUGACUCUGAAGGGUGGGGGCAAAACCAAGAGGGAGGAAAGGACAUGAUAAAAGGGAGAGACAUUUGCCAUGCUCUCUCUCUCUUCCACCUCCAUCUACCACCAAGUGACUGAAGCGCUGAUCAAAGGGGAGAGCCUGGCUGAAGGGCAACCAGCCAGCCUGUGGUGAGAAGUAUCUAAAUUUGUAAGGGCACUGAAAGUGUUAAGAUCAGCUUAGAAUGUGCUUUGCUUUUAUUUCAUUUGACCAAAUCUGACUUGUGCUUUGACUUAUGAUCACUUAAAAUCUAUGUUUUGUAGUUAAUAAAUUUGUUUAUUCUA